UCCUACUCCUGACCUUUCUUCACCACACAUAUGCUGAAACCGGUACAUCAAUGAAAAACACAACAACAUUAGACCGUCCGGCGAGCCCCACAGCGGUUAACACAUCGAAAAGCAAUUCACCUAUUUACCGUCCGGCGACCACUUCAACAGAUAACACAGUGAAUACCUUUUCUAUAUUAGACCAUCAGCUGACCACUUCAGGGGUUAACACAAAGAAUAACAUGACAUCAGUAUUUCGUUCAACGAACACUUUAGCUGUCGAUAAACUGAACAACACAACUUUACACCGUCCGGAGACCACUACAGCGGAAAACACACUAUAUAGCACUACAACAUUAAACCGUGUGUCGGCCACUUCAGCAAACACACGUAAUACCUUUACAAUAUUAUACAGCCCGGCGACCACAACAACGGUUAACACACUGAAUAGUACUACAACAUUAAACCGUGUGUCUGCCACGUCAGCGUUAAAAGCACAAAAUAGCAGUACGACAUUACAGCAUCCGGUAACCUCUUCAGCAAUAAACACACUGAAAACCACUACCAGGUUACACCGCACAUCGACAACUACUGCCCUAAACACACAUAAUAGCACUUCAACAUUAGAACAUCACUCGAUCACUUCAGCAGAAAGUACAUCGAAUAGCACUCGUACAUUAGACCGCACGCCGACUUCUUCAGCGGUAGACCUUCCGAUGUCCUCUACAACGGUAAACACAACAAUGGGCACCACUACAGUUUACCAUCCGAUGACCACUACAACAUUCGAGCAGUCUACCACAGAGCCAAUAACGCAUCGUCCGGGUGUUGCAGAUUGUGGAAAGCCAAAGAAUAUAACGAACGGCAAGGUUAAGUACACCCUAACAAAAUUCAACCACAGUGCCUUCUACACGUGCGACCAGGGAUAUAAAACGGCAGACACUACAGUGAUCACAUGCACGACUCAGGGAGCCUGGGAUGGUAAUCCACCGACGUGCUCAGAUGUUAACGAAUGUUCGGGAAGUAACAAGUGUCACUACAGCGCCAUGUGUACCAACCUUAAUGGUAGCUACGAGUGCACGUGUAAGGACGGCUAUACAGACCCUGAGGGAUACGGAGGCCGACAAUGUGACGAUGUUGACGAAUGUUCGGGAAGUAACGAGUGUCACUACAGCGCCAUGUGUACCAACCUUAAUGGUAGCUACGAGUGCACGUGUAAGGACGGUUAUACAGACCCUGAGGGAUACGGGGGCCGACAAUGUGACGAUGUUAACGAAUGUUCGGGAAGUAACGAGUGUCACUACAGCGCCAUGUGUACCAACCUUAAUGGUAGCUACGAGUGCACGUGUAAGGACGGCUAUACAGACCCUGAUGGAUACGGAGGCCGACAAUGUGACGAUAUCGACGAGUGUGCUGUUGUCGGGAACUACUUUUGUCGGAUAAAUUGGAAUCAGACUCGAUGGUGUACUAACACAGCUGGCAGCUACUACUGUGGCUGUAACCGGGGAUGGACUGGCAAACACUGCGAGAAUGAUGUAAAUGAAUGCGAUGGCGGGAACCUAUGUGGUCAGAAUGCGGAUUGCACCAAUACAUUCGGGUCUUAUAACUGCAACUGUCGACCAGGAUAUCCGCAAGGAAACCCUUUCUAUGGAUGUUAUAGUCCGGUACUGCUCAGCUUUUACUCACCGGCCGUAAUAGAUGGUGUCCGCGGAGACAACGAGAUACUCCCUCCUGUAAACAUCCCCGGGGGAAGAUUCCCCUACCUAGGACAAUACUUCAGUCUUUUCAGGCCAAGUUUAAAUGGGUUCCUAGCACUUAACUAUCCACCGCUUUAUGAAGCCUUUGGCGCGGAGAAUUCUACACAGUGGGCCAAAUAUGUCGAGAAUCACGUGGUUAUUGCCCCUCUCUGGACAAACCUCGACUCAAGGAAUAUUACUGGCGCAGGUGUAUGGGUCCAUGUGUUUUCUAACAACAGUGGAAAUAGGAGUGACAUCCUUCAAAUACAGAAGCUUGUUCGGAAAUAUUCGGACAACAGUGAGUUCAAUGCGAGUGUUGCAUUUGCCGUGACUUGGAAACAUGUCACCACACAUUCACCAUAUAUGCCCGGAUACAUGCUCUACAAAUACCAGAACCUGUCAAUGCAAGUGAUUGCGGUAACAGACGGCCUAUACACAUACCUACUCUUCAACUACGAUCAGGAGGAGUUCAGCAUCCAACCAAACAGCUACACGCCAGUGGCUGCCGGUUACACUUUCCCUGGAAACUUUACCGGCAAGAUUCUCGCCAACAGCCACAACUUCACCAACCUUAAGACCGAUUCAAACGUUAACCAAGCGGUCAAAGGCCGUUGGCUGCAUGACGUGACGUACAUCACUGACGACAUGCGGGACGAGGUGGGAUGCCGGAAGUUCAAUGAGAACAAGACAUUGAAAGAAUGGACGCGAAAACAGCUUAAAAACUCAUAUCCUUGUCCAUGUUACGAACAAGAUAUGAAAGAGGACUACACCUUCAAACAAAAUGACAGCCUUUGGUCGAACAGGGACCAGUAUACCCACUGUUACGAGUCGUGGUUCUUCAAUCCAUAUGAUAUAAAACAGCGCUGCUGCUUUCGGUUCGGUGAACUGCGUAAGGAAUAUCCUUUCGCAAUAGGAGCCGAGUACAGGGACGCCGGUUAUAACGCCCUUCUGGAGACCGGCUUCCGGCAGUGCUGCUCAGCGGUAAACAGCCGGCGCUAUUGUCACCUUUACUAUGACGUCAACCCGCCCGAUGACUGUUCAACCUGGUCCCCCGACGACGAAGCCGAUGUAAAACAGGCUCUGCGCAAAGUCAUGACAUUUGUUUGACGGUCUUAAACAACUUGAUUUUUGGUGUGUUUUACUUCAAUUCUUCUGCGUAUCAAAUCUUAACCUGUAUUUCUUACAUGUGUAGAUAUCUUUC
Messenger RNA from Mya arenaria, 2916 nucleotides. RefSeq lists its product as uncharacterized. The record is from RefSeq and is a predicted model, not a curated record. Gene Ontology annotation, molecular function: calcium ion binding. Bases 51 to 2822 code for a protein of 923 amino acids. Lineage: Eukaryota; Metazoa; Mollusca; Bivalvia; Myida; Myidae. Gene Ontology annotation, biological process: cell-matrix adhesion. The transcript has 14 exons.